Molecule: messenger RNA, 3846 nt
Organism: Grus americana (Whooping crane)
Lineage: Eukaryota; Metazoa; Chordata; Aves; Gruiformes; Gruidae
Exons: 14
Coding region: 128-1477 (449 amino acids)
Source: RefSeq, a predicted model, not a curated record
UCAUAUUUCACAUUCUUUCAGCUGAAACAAGGAACCGUGGACAUUUGUAAAAUAUCGUAUUGAAACCCUUCUAAUCUUGUAUCCUGUUGCCUCGUGAAGCUUUUGCAUUUUUACAGAUUAAAUAUUUAUGUACAAAGUGUGGGAGGCUGUCAGAAAAUACCAGAAGUUAACUCUCCCUUCUGUGGAAACACUGGUCCUGAGAAACAGACCGAUUACAAUGGAUGAAGAAACCUGGGUACAAACAGUUAUCCCUUUGAGCUCUCAAGUCCCUGAAGAUUCAGUAAGAAUUGAUCCUGAAACUAAACCACAGACCACUAUUCACUCAUCUGUUCCUCUACCAGGCAGCGUUAUUGAUUAUUCAGAGGAGAUACAAGAACGUCCUUCAUGUGUGGUUAAAAGUGUUAUGAUUGAAGACACACCUGAGGAGGAUGGAGAGGGAAACUCGUGGCUGCACAAGCUUGGAAUGAAUAUAAACAAGUGGUCAUUUCUGAAUUCCCUGGUUGGUUGGAGUGAAAACAAAGCUGUAGAAAAAGUAGAUCAUCUGAAUAUAUUUGGAGUUUGUUCUGAUGGUGACCACAAAGCAACUGAGCUGGAAGAAUGUACAACCAAAGAAGAAGUUCCAUAUAUUCCAUACAAGUUAGCUACAUUAUAUAUCAUCAAGAUUGUAAAAGAUAUGCAACAAAUGAAAAACAAACAUAUGAAGAUAAUCAGAGAACUAGACAAUAUAAGGAAAGAAAACCAGGAGCAGGCUAUAACUACUAUAAAGAAACAUUACGGUGAGAAAAUGAGGAGUCUGAAAUCCCAGUUAGAAGCUUACCGAGAGCUGAUGAACAAGAGCAACACACACUGGCAAGAUACAAUUGAGAGCCUGAGGGAAACAAACAGACAACUGAUCCAAGAGAAGGAAGAUCUCCUUCACCAAAUGAAGAAACAAACAGAGAAAGGGGAAGAAGAAAAGGUCUGGAUUCGAGAAAAUUUGUGUAAAAACCUAGAUUAUCUUUAUACCCAGCACACACUGACUUUGCAGGAACUUCACAACAUCAGUUUAUAUGUGGAAGGAGUGCAUGACCUCAUGCGUGUCCAGGUAGCUAAUGAAGAAGAGAAGCCUGAAUGGUUGACAGAAAAGGGAUAUCUUUGGCAAGCACACGCCAUACUGCAAAAGAUACAGGAAUCUUUACAGAAACGGGAGAGAGAGGUCACCGAGCUCCUACAAAGUCAAAGGAGAUAUAACAAAGCAAUGAAACCUCAAAUCACAGUGCUAAUAUUCUUGAAAACACUUGUCAAGAAGGUUCACACCAUGUAUUGUGAUGUCCCUGGGGCACAACGGUACAUCAGUCAGCUUAUCAGGAAGAACGAGGAUGAAAGGGCUGAUCGGAAAGAAGCCUUUAAUAAUGCUCAGGCUGACAUUCUGUCCUAUGAAGUAUUUUAUGGAAAUGAACCUAUGGAUGACAAAAGAAGACCCUGCAACAUGCUCUGAAGAGCCACCAUCCAGAGGAACUCAUGCAGAAGUUUAAAAUGGAAAUCAAGAAAACAUGCCUUUGCCUGGUGGCAGAACUGUUCAUCUCCUGGAGAAACAUAUCUCACCGUACCUAAAUUAAAAAUCAGCUCAGCUGAAAUGGUCAACAUCAUUAGUGACAUUCACAUGCCUUCGCUUGCAUGCUUUUUACUGAAACAGGUUUUCCUCAGGUCUGGCCCUACUUAGCCUGACCCUGUGCAAGAAAAGAAAUGGUACUUCCUCUUCAGUCCUCGCUUCCCCUCAUCUUCUCCUCCAGCUUUUGGCAUGCAAUUCAUGUGAAAGUCUCGUACCUUUUCAACAAUUAGACAGUCCCGGGGUAAUGACACCUUGUUCAUCACAUAGAAACAAAAAUAAAUGUCAUAGGCAUCACCUGAAACAAAUAACAGUAGCGUCCUUCUUCCUAGAGAAGAAGGUCUCUAAAUGGAAGUUGAUGUCUAAUUUAUUUGGCAAUAUAAUAGGUCACAUUUUACUUUUUGUUGUUGUUGUUGUUAGUUGAAGGCCACAACUAUGUUAGAGAAUUAGAAGGCAAACUAACAGUAGCAGUCAGCUAAUGUAAACUCUCUAACACACUCUAAGAGCAAAGGAAAAGUGGGGCAAUGUGUAAUUAUUAUCGUUAAUGCGAAAAUGAAAACAGAAAAGGUGGAAUUGUUAGCCUUAGGGCCUGGUUGGGUGUUUCCCAUAAAAGAUUGUGUUUUACACACACAAGUCGUAUUCUGUAUAGCUAGGCAGUCAUUGAAUGAGAGGAACAAUUCCAAAGAGAAACUAGCAUUUCCACUCAGGCUGGCAGCCUGUCACGAGUAGGGUCCCCCAGGGAUCGACACUGGGCCCCACACUGUUCAACAUCUUAAUAAAUGAUCUGGACGACGGCACUGAAAGCACCCUCAUGAAGUUUGAUGAUGACACUAAACUGGCUGGUGAGGUGGACGCAUCAGAAGGGAGAGCCAUCUUGCAGAGAGACCUGGACAGGCUGGAAGAGUGGGCUAGCAAGAACUGUAUGAAGUUUAACAAAGUGCAAGUCCUGCAGCUGGGAUGACAUAAACAAAGAGCCCAAUACAGGCUCGGAUCUGUGUGGCUGGGGAGCAGCCUUGCUGAGAGGGACCUGGAGGUCCUAGUGGACAACGCACUGAACAUGAGUCAGCAGAGUGCUGCUGCACCAACCAAGGCAAAUUGGAUUCUGAGCUGCAUCUUCAGGGGUAUUACUAGCAGAGAUAGAGAUGUGAUCAUCUCACUCUACUCAGCGCUUGUCAGGCUGCACUUGGAGUACUGUGUCCAGUUCUGGUCCCCACUAGUCAAGAAAGACUGGAGAAGGUCAAAGGAGGGCUAGAAAGAUGAUCAAAGGGCUGGAGAACCUACCCUAUAGGGAAGGACUGAAGAAAUUAGGUCUCUUCUCACUGGAGAAGAGAAGGCUCAGGGGGGCCUCAUCACAGUAUUCCAGUACUUAAAGGGCAGCUACAAAAGAGCAUGGAGACUCUCUUCAAAAGGAGCCACAUGGAGAAGACAAGGGGUAACAGGUAAAGGUUGCACCAAGAGGUUUCUUCUCAGUGUAAGAAAGAAUUUUUUUACAAUGAGAACAAUCACUGGAACAACCUCCUCAGCAACAUGGUGGAGUCCCCGUCACUGUAAGUUUUUAAGAUGCAGUGGGACAGGGUGCUAGAUAAUCUCAACUAGGCUCCUUUUCCCAUGUGAGUUUGGACCUGGUGGUCUUUCGAGGUCACUUCCAACCUGGGCUGUUCUGUGAUUUUAUUGAUGUUGGCAGUAUAGAGUAAGACCAGAGGUGUGCCUGGCUGCACAGGGGAGCGCUCUGCUCCCUGUUGAGCAAAUGUACCCUUAGAAGUGCUGGUCAUUGUCUGAGGAAAACGCAAAUGGGCUCUAGAGACAUUUUCUCUUACAUUCCCAGUGGAAUUCAAGUCUGCUGGUAACAGUGAUCUUUUCCUAUCAAAUGCAGUCAAUUAGCUUUACAGUGAUAACUUCCAGUAGCAUGGACUUUGUUGAUAGUGGCUCCCCAUCUGUUUAUUCGUUUGGGUCCCACUUUAAUGAACAGAAAUCAGAUAAACCUAAUUGCAGAGAGAUGUUUUUCUUCUUGUUGCUGGUUAAGGACUUAUUGAAGAACGUAGAAAAUUACCCCACAGUCUAAUCUGUCUGGUUAUGAGCCUAGUUUUCUUAUUUAUCUACUUAAGUAUUUUAAUGACCAUAAAUUUAGAUAGUGCAUGUUUUUAACAAAUUGCAUGGGCCUAAGUUUUGUUCUGUUCAAUUUCCCUAGUAAAUUAGGAGAAAGUUGUCCUUGCUUUGCAAUUGUUCAGCUAAGGCUUGAUACACGUCCCACAUGUUGU